UGUUGGUAAAGAUUUUAAAGAUGACCUGGAGAUCUUACUCCAGGGGGUUUCAGAGUUUGACUUCACCGAUGGUAUAGUAGCUUCUGAGGCACUAAUCCAUGGCCCGUUAGCCUUCCCCAUUGGUACCACUGAGGAUGGACAGCCGUUUCUUGCAGGAAGCUACUAUGGACGGGGGCGGGUCGUUGUGAUCACACAUGAAGCGCCUCUGAUGUCACAUCAACUGGCUCCUUUCUGGAAAAAUGCCAUCGAUUGGUUGGACCAAAGCAGGAAGGGGGUCAUUGGUGUUCAGCCUAACCACAAUCUUCUCAGCAAGUCAGGGUUAAAGUACAAGGAGACGGCGUUCAGGACAGACCUGAGCGUAUUUGUGUGUAGAGCGUACGACAAUCAGCCUGUGGAGGAGAUCCAAGACUUUGUAGCAGAGGGAGGAGGCCUGCUGAUUGGUGGGCAUGCGUGGAACUGGGCACAGUCACAACCUGGAAAAAACCCAAUAACAGAUUUCUCAGGAAACAAGAUCCUGAACACAUUGGGCUUGAGCCUUAUGGCGGCAACCAUUCCAGGAGGUUCCUACAAGGCUACUGUGCCCAGCCAUGAAAUGACGUACACCUGCCACUUUCGCAACCUCCUACGCAGCUUUGCUGGUCAUGUUACACAAGGCAAAGAACUCUCCAAGCAUGAGGGAAAAAAACUUGAAAAACUGGGCAUGGAGUGUAGCAACUUCCUGAUGAUGAAGUCUUAUGACAGCUACUCCUACACACAGGUGCUGUCCAUCCUCACUGACAUUUUGAAGAAGUCUGGCAUGCCACAGGUGAGUGUGAAGAAUCCUGUGAAGAAUCCGAAAGACCACCUACUCCUCAGUGUGGGGACAGAGGUUUAUAAGGCGUCCCUGGAUCCUGAUGCUCUCCUGCCGUACCUCAUCAAAGAUAUUCCUGUGUUGCCAGUUGUCAAAGAACACAGGAUCAGGAUUACUGUUAACACAGCAGAUGAGAAUGAGUGGAUCAGUACAGGUUUGUACCUCUCUCCUGGUAUGAAGACAGAGAUGAUCCUACCAGCAAACAUCGUCAACAAGAACUGGACGAUCCAGAUAGGUUGCCAAACAGACUAUCUGGAACAUGAUGAGUUGAAGAGAGCAAGGUCUGUUCAUGAGCGAUUUCCUGUCACAGCAGAGAAGAUGCAGGUGUGGAACCUGUGGGGGGGGCUCAUCUACCUGGUCGCUCCACCCAACACAAAGAUGGAAGGGGUAGAGGUCGUGGUGUCGUUGGCUGUGCGUGCUCCUUACUACAAGUCUGGUGUGACAACAGCAGCUGAUUGGUUGUCGCUGCGCACAGCUCCAGCACCCUGGGCAGAGUUUGAGUUUGACAACAUCAUCCUUACCGUACCAUCGGAUGUUGUUAGAAAGUUGGAGCGCCCUGAUGAGGUGGCAGCGCUGUGGAACGACAUCAUGAAGGGCAUUGCAGAUCUGGCUGUCAUACCACACAAAUUCUACCGCAAAGAACGUAUGGUAGCAGAUGAGCAGAUUUCUGCCGGUUGGAUGCAUGCAGGCUAUCCAGUCAUGAUACACACAUAUUCAGCUGCUGAGCUUUUCGAACCAGAUGACGCCAGGGCUGCAGGCCUGUGGGGAGAAGUUCAUGAACUGGGACACAACCAACAGAGAAGCGGCUGGGAGUUCAGACCACACACCACAGAGUGCACAUGCAACCUGUGGUCAGUGUAUGUGCAUGAAGAGGUGCUGGGGCUCAAAAGAGAAAAGGCUCAUCCAUCGAUGAUCUUGACAAAUCGGAAGAACACUGUAGAUAAGUAUGUUAAGGGAGGCAAGAAUCUCAGCGACUGGAAUGUGUGGACGGCCCUGGAGACAUACCUGCAGCUCCAAGGAAUAUUUGGCUGGGAUGCCUUUAAAAAGGUAUUUGCUGCCUACCACAAGAUAAGCAACUACCCCAGUGACAACAGUGGAAAGAUGAACCUGUAUGCUGAGACCUUCUCCCAGACUGUGGAGAUGAACCUGUCUGCGUUCUUUAAGUCCUGGGGCUGGCCCAUCGACAGAGCCACUGAGGAGAAACUCACCCCCCUGCCUCCCUGGAGCGACCACCCCAUGCUCAAAUAUGACUAAACUUCUGACUGCAUCUUAAUACAUUUCAGAGAGAUCAGCGUCAGCUUAUCAAUAUGUCAAAUUAGAAACAUGUUUAGAUUGCACAUCUAUCUAAUCACAAUUCCCCUACAACUCAUUUGCAGCUGAAGCUGUAUAAAACUUGUAGUUGGGCUUUAAGUUACACUAAGAUGUCGCAAAGAGUCCGUUGAUAUUUAACUUAGGGUUCAUUUCUAAGAGCAACUCUUUUGAAAAACGCACCAUAAUGUGUUCCUCUGUAUAUACAAAUGAUGAUCAUAGCUUAAGAUAUUUUUCAGCAGAAAAAAGCAUUGGGAACAUCAGCUUUGCAACACUGUUUUUAUCAAAGUAAAAAAGUGUGUUAUCUAGGUUCUCCUUUGAGGGUCAUACAACUCUAAUACACCUUUUAGUGCUGAGGUGGAGCUGUCGCAGUUUACUAUAGUUGGUAAUGUUGUCAUUAGCUUCAGAGUAAAAUAAUAAAACAUGUAAUUGUGGUUCUUCUUUAGGGUUAAUCUACAGUAGGGUUUUCUUUCAGGGUCAUAUAAGUCUAAUACUUUUACAGAUAUUAAGGUGUUGAUCAGUAAUCAGUUGAUCAGUAUGUCUUCUUGUUACUUUUCUGAUAGAUCGUUUGCUUUUAGGAUGUUAAAGAUAGUACAAUAUACCUAUGUAUUAUUCAUGUGAUUGAUUAUUGGAUGAGGUUUCACUAUAACCCUGAAGGGAUGUCAUAUUUCUUGACAAGGAAAUUAAGAUAAUUUAAUCAUUCAUACAAAAACGUAUAGUUUAUGAUGUCAGAAACUCAUUGUAUUUUCAAAAUGUGCACAAUUGAUAUUUAUAUUUUGUUUUCUCACUGUUUUAUUUUGUGGUGAUAUAAAUG
Messenger RNA from Notothenia coriiceps (black rockcod), 2972 nucleotides. Its product is annotated as protein FAM115-like. The record is from RefSeq and is a predicted model, not a curated record. Gene Ontology annotation, cellular component: plasma membrane. The coding region runs from base 209 to 2104 and encodes 631 amino acids. Gene Ontology annotation, biological process: positive regulation of protein targeting to membrane. Gene Ontology annotation, molecular function: transmembrane transporter binding. The transcript has 11 exons. NCBI's taxonomy places the organism in Eukaryota, Metazoa, Chordata, Actinopteri, Perciformes, Nototheniidae.